Messenger RNA from Mycena indigotica, 3744 nucleotides. RefSeq names its product Fungal-trans domain-containing protein. The record is from RefSeq and is a predicted model, not a curated record. Gene Ontology annotation, molecular function: zinc ion binding; DNA binding. The transcript has 17 exons. The coding region runs from base 1 to 3744 and encodes 1247 amino acids. NCBI's taxonomy places the organism in Eukaryota, Fungi, Basidiomycota, Agaricomycetes, Agaricales, Mycenaceae. Gene Ontology annotation, biological process: DNA-templated transcription.
AUGCCCUCUCAUCUCGCAUACCAUGAAAUGCCCACUCCGGAAAGCAGACACCACUCCAUCGACCUUUCUAUCCAGCUUGAAUAUGAACUCGACACAGAAAGUCUCCCUCCGACACCUGCAAACCCGCCACAACCCGAGCCCACCCCUCCAAUCCAAUUGCCGGACAUUGACCCUUCUGUUCUGGUCCAUAUCAUUGGCCAGCUGCGAAUUCAACUCACAGACAUGACAAAGGAGCGCGACGACCUCCUCGCCCUGUUGUCUGCCGCCCAUGUGAAAGAAGCAGAGCUCCAAGACGCCUUGUCGCAUAUUACCGACAAGGCCAUGUCUCUUGAUGAAGCCCUCUCAGACUCCCGACGAAGAAACAAAGACGAUGAGGAGGCUAUCUCCAUGUUGCGGACUAAGGUUGAGGAGAGCAGACGGGGUCUAAUGCGAUUGCAAGCUGAAAGUAGACGGCAAAGCUCGCAACCUGGAACACUCGAUAUAACCCGGGCAAAUACUCCUUCCGCCUUCUCCUUAGGGCCUGUUUCAUCGAAACGCGCCUCAUUUACACCGCUCACUGGUACAUUCGCGGCUCAAUCAUUUGUCGCUCGGCCAAAUGGCCACCGCCGCAUUUCUUCUGUGUCCGAUUCAACAAUCGAGACCUCGUCUUUGCCCCUUGUCCUGGCAGCUCCUUCUGCAAGCAAUAACCGCCGUUUGUCAGGGUUGUUUGGCCGUACAUCUCCUCCACAACCCCCAUAUCAAACACUCGCUCCUUCAGAUGAAGUUGACCGACUUCAGAAACAAGUGAAGACUUUGCAAGAUGCCUUGGAUGAGACUCGACAUGAUUUAACCGAGUCAAAUGAGGCGAGGGAGGCGUCGGAGACUUGUGUCACUGCCUUGCGAGAGUUCAUUGCGGAGAACAAUAUCGGUACCAGCGAAGUCAAGCUGCCGCCUUUACCAGCGUCGACCACAGGGGAUGAGGAGCCAGAUACGCAAAAGAAAGGCUGGGGUGCAUUCAAGUUGUGGAAAGUUGACACAGCGGUGAAUCGAAUCAGCGGCCCUUCUUCGGCAACAACAGCCACCGCAUCACCGAUUAUCCCUCCCACUCAACCCGCCGCUUUAUCACGCAAGUUGACUGGUUUCUUCAGCUCAAGGGCCAGUAUCACCUCGAUUCCAUCAAUAGCGCCUCUCCACAACCGGGCAAACUCGGUUUACAGUUCGUCAGAUGUCUCAUCGUUGUCAGAGCCAAUCAGUCCGACCACAAAUGAGCUUGUGGCAGACAUUCACGUUCGAGAUGCCACUGGAGGGUCACCAGAACUUGCUCAAGUAGGCUCGGAGACAGUUGAGAAACGGCCACUGGAGGACGAUAGUAGUUUGCGCUCGCGGGGAUGUGGAGCAAUCUGCCCCGAUGGCAGUCUCACAACCGGCCAGGGCAACCGCUUCGUCCUCGCGUCUACCCAAGAGUUGCACGAAAAGAUUGGGGAGCUUGCUAAUCGUGUCAGGGAGCUAGAAGAUGCUCUCCGAGUCUCCCACUCUCAUAUCUCCAAUGACGGCCACCCUUUGCUUACAGAAGAGCUCUUGCGCAUAAAGGCGCCACUUCAACGAGAGGUACCCGCUCUCAGAAAUAUUCCACACUCAGCCCAAGACGAAGAACAUAACCCUGAUGUCGUCGACGCCUUUGGUUCACUGUCCAUCAGCAUGUCUGGGGGAGCGAAAUACUUUGGUACAACUGCCAACUCCUGGUACUUCCUACAGAAUGAGACAGCAGAGGAGAACGAACCGGAGAGCAACAAUCUCAAGAGCUUACAAAAUGUGCUUCCUAGCCAUAUCCUCACCCGCGCAGCUGCCUUUCCAAUUUCACCGGUUAUCCCUCCCGCUGAAGACGGCGAUCCACUUCGAACUCUAUUCUGGUAUCUCCCGCCAGCAGCAAAAGCAGCGUCUUUGCGCGACAUCUACUUCACUCAUGCGUCUUGGAUGUACGCUCCUAUAUCGCCGGAGUCUUUCGACGAGGUCUACGCUCAAUUUUAUGCUCCAAACCCUGCUAUGUCGACCGAACAGCCUCUCCUUACUCACCGUCUUGCAUUGAUGUUCAUAGUGCUCGCUAUCGGGCAACUCAUGGACACCAAUGAACCCGCCUACAACCUCGAAGCGGAGAAGUAUCAUCAACUGGCCCGCGCCGCGCUUUUCCUCCACUCUUUUUUCGACCAUGCCACAAUCAAUACAGUACAAUGCCUCUUCCUGAUGGCCUUUUACCUAUUCCUCAGCGACCGUCACGGGACCGGUUCGGGUGCGCGAUGGGCAAUUAUGGGCAUCGCUGUCAAAGUGGCUCAGAGUAUUGGACUACAUCGAGAUAGUGGUCGGUGGAAAGUUGAUGUCGUAGAAACCCAGCGGCGACGAGAGUUAUUCUGGGAGCUGUACGUUUAUGACAGCUGGGGAGCCUGGACAUUGGGACGCCCAACAUCAUUCACCUUGGCACAUGUUGACUGCAAGAUGCCCCAUUCAAAUGAGCCACCAGAAGAUCAAGCUUACCAUAAUUGGAAGCAUCGUUUCGUUUCAGAAUGCAUGGUCCAUCUCCAUGACCAGGCAUUCGGCGCUCGGACCCCAACCUAUGCGACUGUGUUACAGCUUGAUCGUAAAAUGCGUGCCUUCCCUGUGCCUCAAAUUCUGCAGGUAGCAGGCUUUGGCAACUCUGAACCGAGGACUGGUGGCUUCCAGGACUCCAUCAUGCUGAUUUUGCAACGCCAUAUCGUUUUGGCAAUUCGAGAAAUGAAUCUCUUAUACCUCCAUCGUAGCUUUUUUGCGCGUGCUAUCAGCGACCAUCCAAAAGACCCUUUGGGCAGCCCAUAUGGAACCUCAGUUAUCGCUGCGUACAGAAGUGCGGGUUCGCUGGUUGCGCUUAUGCGAAACCUUCAUAACCAAGUCACCGAAUUGAGUUCAAGAAUAUGGUUUCUCUGGGGUCACACCUUCAGCUCCGCCAUCAUCCUUGGAAGCAUUGUUACUCGAUGUCCUUCAAUGAGUUUGGCCCCGUCCGCUUUGGUCCAACUUGAUUCAGCCUGUGAGCUAUUUUCCAAGGUAGCUCACGGGUUUCGCGCAGGAAAAGUUCUCAACAUCAUGUUACGGUUGCAAGAAAAGGCACACAGCAGUCUAGAAGACUACCGGAAGGGGAAGCUUUCGCCCUCCAUCCGACGUAUUUCGAUGGAGUCUGCUGUUGAGGACAACGAUGAAUUGUCAACACUGGGUGGGAAGACACGAUUGGUGGCUAAGAAGGAAACAAUGUCACCUCUCAUGCUGGAUCGGUCUCCGACAUCACACAACCCGGUGGUACCACUGCCACUUUCCCCUUCCAUGAACGACCAAGUUCAUCCAAGCGUCGUCGAGUAUUUGAACACAUUUCACCACCCAAUGGCCAAUUCUUAUUCAGACGUUGAAGUUGAUUUGUCACCAGUGUCGAUGUAUGGCAUGUCCGCCAUGUCCUACCAUUCCGAUUCCACUGGGUCGUUUGCGUCUAAUUCGCCCACACAACAACAACAACAAGCAAUGUUCCCCUCCGCUCGGCCUAUGGGCAACGGCAACUCGACUCAAGUGACUUUCCCCCAAUAUUUCCCGGUCUACGAUUACAGGAUGUCUGAACCAUACGCUUCUGACAUCCCCAUUCUCGACAUGAACCCCGUACCUCCAGGCCAACGUCGCUCGUCGGGAUCACCUGAUGCAGGAAAUAUGCAGACCUCAAUUUGGAACGACUUUGUGGGCGACGUCAUCAACUGA